Messenger RNA from Fibroporia radiculosa, 282 nucleotides. RefSeq lists its product as uncharacterized. The transcript is spliced from 3 exons. Gene Ontology annotation, cellular component: mitochondrion. NCBI's taxonomy places the organism in Eukaryota, Fungi, Basidiomycota, Agaricomycetes, Polyporales, Fibroporiaceae. The coding region runs from base 1 to 282 and encodes 93 amino acids. The record is from RefSeq and is a predicted model, not a curated record.
AUGACGCGCGCGUUUCUCCUUACAAAUCUCAAGGCAUCGCACUCUGCCCAUGAACCCCUCCAGUUUCAGAUCCCACUCGAUAUCAUUGGGAGGAACAUAUCGGAGAUGGGCCUAUUCCCGUACGAGCCAGGGGAACGGAUCUGGAAUGGUCCUACUCUAUUCAUCAAGGGCAUGAAGAGCAAAUACAUCAACAAACAUAAUGUACCCAUUGCGCGGGAGUUCUUCCCCCAAAUGACCUUAGAACAGCUGGACACUGGACACUGGGUUCACGCUGAGAAGUAA